Molecule: messenger RNA, 1405 nt
Organism: Peromyscus maniculatus bairdii (prairie deer mouse)
Lineage: Eukaryota; Metazoa; Chordata; Mammalia; Rodentia; Cricetidae
Source: RefSeq, a predicted model, not a curated record
AUGUUUUCUUUUUCAUCUUUAGGCUUACUUCAUGACUAGUUUUUCUGAAUAUGCUUAAGGUCAACUUAAAGUUUUGUUAACCAUCUUCCUUCAUGUCUGUCUUGUGCCAUUUUGGUGUCUUCGUCUGCCACAAAUACAGUGACAAGGGUUCACAAAGAUGGAUGCAAAGAACCCAAAGACACUGUUGUCUCUCGCUAUACAGAGCCUGCUGAGAAAUGAGUCUAUAGCAAUCCAAGCUCUGGAGGAUAUGCCAAGAGUCUUUUUUGUUCCACUGUUCAUUGCUGCCUUCGAGGGUGGCCAUAAGAAUAUAUUGCUUGAGAUGGUGAAAGUGUGGCCCUAUUACUGUCUCCAUAUUGGGUCAUUAACUGUACAGGAGCCUCAACAUGAACUCCUGAAAGCCAUGAUUGAGAAUCUUCCAGUGUGUCCUUCAAGGAACUCUGCUUCUAGGAGACCUAAACUGAGGAUCCUAGAUUUAAGGCAAGACAACGACUGUAGGACCACAUGCCAUGAAGGCAGCAUCAAGGAACCUUUCUGUUCUCAUUCUUGUACUUAUUCCGACAGCUCUAUCCUGAAAAUAGAAGGGCAGCAUCGUUUUGUGAAUACAGAUUCCAUGGUUCAGUUCCCCAGGCCUGUAGAGUUACUAGUGGAUCUUUCCCUAGAUGGCUCCUUAGUGGAAAAGGAAUUUUUGGUUUUGCUUACAAGUAAAAUUAGGGAGAGUUCAGGGUCUUUGCACAUAUGCUGUCGAGAUUUGCAAGUUGAUAAACUGUGUGACAGCAAAUGCACCCUGAAAAUUCUUGAUCUCAACUGUGCUAGUCAGUUGUCAAUUGAUAAGGGUUCACUGAGUGGUAUCACCAAUGUCCUGUCUCAGAUGGACCACCUAGAGAGCCUCAGUCUGUCUAAAGUCACUUUUAGAUCUCUGGGUGGGAAACUCUUUAAAAAUUUCCUAGGUCACUUGCAACGUAUGAACACUCUUAAGGAAGUCAGCUUCUCUUCAUUCUGUCUCACAGGUCAUCUGGACAGAGUGCUCAGAGUCCUGCCACCUGGACUGCGUUUCUUGUAUCUGCCAUUCUGUGAUCUUUCGUACAGAGACUUCAGAUUUCUGGCCCAGAGCCCUCAGGCCACCCACCUGCAGCAGCUGAAUCUUAGCAACAACUCAAUGUAUUGGGAUGAUUUUGAGCCUUUUCAAACUCUUCUGGCAAAUCUCUCUGGUACUCUUCGGCAUCUAGAGAUAAAUCACUGCCUUAUAAAUGAUACUGCAAUCUCUGUCCUUAUCCCUGCCCUGAUUCGUUGUACUCAUCUCCGUGUCCUGUGUUUUGCUUCUAACCCCAUCACAAUGCCUAUGCUUGUGACUAUCAUGAAUAAUUUAACACCCUUGAAGAAUCUAAAAUAUGUGAUUUAUCCCAUC